CAGCUGGUAAAGAAGGAGAAGCUGUCAAAGUUUGGCAAGUGCCUGGUAAGGACGGCCGGGAAUGCCCAGGCUCAGCCUGGAGAAGGCCCUGAGCGCGGUGCUCAGCGUGCGGGGCUGGCAGCUGUGCCGCUGCCCGCUGCUGCACGCAGAGGCCGCGCGGGCUCUUCUCCAGGCUCCUGCGGGCCCGAGCCGGGUGCCCACGGAGCCCCGGCCCGGCGGCGCUGCGGGGCGGCCCCGCGGCUCCCCGGGCAGCAGCCGGCGCUCUGCCCCCUCCGGAGCCCGGCGCCAGCGGCUGCUGGCCGCGCCUCAGGGCUGCGCGGGCAGGGGAGGCCGGGGCUGCGCGCAGCGAGCGCCCGGCCCGGGGGCUGAGCCCGCGCCAAGCCUCCCCUGCUGCCGCUCUCUGCAGCUGGCAGAGGACAGGAGCCGAGCGGCCGAGCACCUGCGCCGGGCCCUGCGCUACCUGGAGAGCCCACACGAACCCCUGCGAGAGGCGGCCAUCAGGAUCAUGGGGAUCGCCGGGCGGCACCUGAAGGGACAGCCAGCAGAGCUUCACGUUCUCCGUGAGGCCCUUGAAGCCAUGAGCAAAGAUGACAGCCCAUCCUCCACUAACCUAGAAAUUCAGGCAAUUUUUGGACAAAGAUCUGCAGAACUACGGUCAUCUGCUGGACUCAGAGAACCAGGGUCCCAAGAUCAGUACCAGGAGACUGUGAAGAGACCACCACUCAAUGUCUCUGUAGCUCCAGGCACAGCUGAUGCUGGCCACAGCUGAGCCUGUGGGAGCCUCCCAUAGCUCUUGCCUUGUCCUUCCCUGUUGACAGUUCCCUCCCUCCAGCCCUCAAACCCUCCCCACCCCUUUUUUUUUUUGCCCCCAUCUGAACCCUUCACUUUCCCUUCCAUUAAUAAACAGUUUGG
Messenger RNA from Motacilla alba alba, 912 nucleotides. RefSeq lists its product as uncharacterized. NCBI's taxonomy places the organism in Eukaryota, Metazoa, Chordata, Aves, Passeriformes, Motacillidae. The coding region runs from base 62 to 769 and encodes 235 amino acids. The record is from RefSeq and is a predicted model, not a curated record. The transcript is spliced from 3 exons.